CCAAUAUUACUGAACAUAGAUAACGAACUCGUCUAUAACAGGUUUUACAAGGACUUCGGGCCGCUCAACUUGGCACAGAUCACAACAUACCUACUCGAAUUGAGAUCUUUACUCGAAAGCGGCGCUCGGGAGGAUAGAUUAGUGGUACACUACUGCAGCAGUCACCCAGAGAAGC
Molecule: messenger RNA, 175 nt
Organism: Perkinsus marinus ATCC 50983
Lineage: Eukaryota; Perkinsozoa; Perkinsida; Perkinsidae
Exons: 2
Source: RefSeq, a predicted model, not a curated record